UUCUCCCCUCACGGUUCGCCCCACCACCACCAGGAUCCAAUUCUGUCCUCCUUUUUUGACGCGUUCUCUGUCCUCCUCCUUCGCCCCAACCCCCAUCCCUAGCUCCUCCUUCCACCGCCCCUGCCGCCGCCAGCGACCAGAAAAGCUCAAGGACCUCAACAAUCUCCUACUCCGGCGGGAAGUCCUCGGCCAGCCGCCGACCUGGGCCAGAUCCACAGGAGCAGUCAAGCUCUGCAGCUCGACAGUUCUCGGCGUGCAUCUCAGAAACGUUGGACGAACAGGAUAAGCGGGGGUCGGGGCACCCGGGUGCUGUCCCACCUUUCCCUUGAUUAUUUCGCGCACAAGUACGACGGCAAUGAUCGCGCAGCUGUUGAUCCAUCAAUCUGAAUGACAUGUUUGGUGGCUUUCUUUUGUGGCAUGGGUGAUCAAGCAAGUGACCUUGAAUCACUGGAGCGCAUAUUGGGCGAUGCAAGUGCAGAGCCGACUAGGCUAUCAUAUGCUCUUAUAAAAUUUAUUACAAAUGGCUUCUCUGAAGAAAUUGGCGGUGGUGGAUUUGCAGUUGUUUACUUGGGAAUCCUUCCUAGUGGGAAGGUUGCUGUGAAGAAGCUUACCAUAGCACACGAUUUCUCUGAUGAGAGAUUCCAUGAUGAGGUUAAUUGCUUAAUGAGGGCAAAGCAUAAUAAUAUAGUAAGAUUUCUAGGUUACUGUGCAGAUACACAAGGGGAACUUAUGGAACACAAUGGAAGAAAUGUUAUGGCGGAGGUACGACAAAGAUUGCUCUGUUUUGAAUAUGUUCCUAAUGGAAGUCUUCAUCGUUAUCUUAAAGAAAGACCUCAUGGAAAUGAAUGGAAAACACGUUAUAAACUGAUAAAGGGAGUUUGCCAAGGUCUGCAAUAUCUUCAUAAAGAACGCAUCAAUCAUUUGGACUUGAAACCAGAAAAUGUUCUUCUAGAUGCUCACAUGGAGCCGAGAAUUACAGAUUUUGGCUUGUCAAGAUCGUUUGAUGAAGGACAAUCAAGAAUUUUUACCAAAAGCACUGCUGGGACAAGGGGAUACAUCGCACCAGAAAUCAUAGACAGGGGAGAAAUAUCUUUCAAGUCAGACAUAUUCAGUUUGGGCAUUAUAAUUAUAAAGCUGUUAACGGGGAGUGCUAACAAUGAUAUUGAUAAUUGGGAUAAAUCAAUAGACACGGACGGCCCUGAAGUGAAGAGCUGCAUUGAGAUAGCAAGAACCUGUGUGGAUGCUGACCAACAUAACAGACCUUCUAUAGAUGAGAUAAUUGACAAGCUGAACGAGAUGGAGAUUGUUCAAGAAUCAAGAAAUGACACAGCAGGGCCUUUCAUGUACCAAAACAAGGAAUGCCCAUCUGCUCCAAAGAAGCUUAACCAAGACACUGAGAAGACCAAAACGGAGACCAGUAAGCUGCAGUUCAAUGCACACAUGGAUCAUCCCAGGGACGUUGGUGGGAAAUGUCAGAAGAUCAGCGAAGAUGCACAGAUGAUGCCGACGCCAGAGCCUCAGCAUCAAGCUGUGGCGCCAAUGAGGGUUGACCCUAAGACCGUCAAGUUCAGCCUCCCGGAAGACGACGGUGCCAGCAAGUUAGACGACCAGCCUGAUGACGGAGCCGAUAAAGAUGGUACGAAGACGAGGUUGGUAGGGAUGCCACCGAACGCUGCCGGGGUUGAUGAGAAGGGCGGCAACGGUGUCGAUAGCCAGCCAACAGGUAGCAACAAUUCGGGCAGGGGGGAGAAGGUUAAUGGCAUUGGUGACCCAGUGAGGCGCAUACUACUGCCGCCGUCGCCGUUGCAACAGACCAUAACGAGACCAAACAUGGUAGGCAGUGCAGGUUUCCCAGCAGUGGGUCCGACGGGGCAUCCUCAAAUGGGUAUCGUGCACGGAAUGGCUGCCGGAGGCCUGCCACCGACAGGCUUCUACCAGGGCGGCGGCGGUGGCCCUGGCAGCAUGCCUGCUGGGGUGGAGAACUUGCGGGCUGCUGCGGUGGCUGGCAACCCCAUGGCGCUGCAGGUGGACAACUUGCGGGCUGCUGCGGCAGCCGGAAACCCCAUGGCGCUGCAGCAGUUUGUGGCACUAAUUCAGCACCACCAGCAUCAGCACCAGCACCACCAGCAGCAAAUACACAUGAUUCUGAUGAACGGCGGACACGGUGGCGCAGGGUACCCGCAGAUGGGCUACCGGCCGCCCGUAUCGUACCCUAUGACGCCCCAUCUUCAGCAGACCCAGGUGAAGCCACCGCCGCCACAUCUUCAGCCGACCCAGGUGAAGCCGACACCGCCACAAUUCCCGGUGGCCGUCCGCCAAGUUCAACCACCAUCCGAGGACGAAUUCAUGGAUGACUGUAGCAGCCAAUCAUACGUUUCCGAUGACAUUGAUGACGAUGAGGAAGAUGCCAGAGUACGAGAUGCUGACGGACGCCGCUACAAUGAAGCCAGGCCACCAAAUGCUCGGCGCGCCAUGCAGACCAGGGAGAACAACAACGGCACCGGUAAAUUCGAAGUCGCUGGGCAGACCAACACCAUCAACCGUGGAAUAGCUCCGACAGGCAGGAGCUACCCUAUGGUCGCUGCCCCUAGCUCGAUGGGUGGAAAUAGAAUGCUGCAUCAGUCCAUGAUGGGACUGCCUAACACGAUGGUCGGUAGGCAAUGGCCAGUGGAUCGGCAAACCGCGAGCGUGCAGGGCGUGCCAACCGUAUGCGUGUCGCCGGCGCUCCAUCUUGGAAGUGAAGGGGGCGCGCCAUCCCGGCGGGAGAUGCGGCAGGUUGCUGCGGCGGCUGAAAACUCAAUGGCGCUGCAGCAGCAACUCAUGGCAUUGAUGCAGCGACAGCAAAUGGGAUUUUACCUAGUUUUAGUUUCAUUUUUAUUUGUGUUGACUGUUAUCAUUAUCAUUACUGUUAAGGCACGCCGGUAGGUGCUGGAAUCUGCAAAUCACAAUUGUUUGAUAUUCAAAGACAAGUUCCAUCUCCGUUUGAACAACAUAUUGUGCCAUUUGUAAAUGCAAAUAUGAUUUAGAGAAUAUUUCCUCUGUCCCGAAA
Messenger RNA from Hordeum vulgare subsp. vulgare (domesticated barley), 3049 nucleotides. Its product is annotated as cyclin-dependent kinase C-1-like. The transcript is spliced from 8 exons. Gene Ontology annotation, molecular function: ATP binding; protein kinase activity. Lineage: Eukaryota; Viridiplantae; Streptophyta; Magnoliopsida; Poales; Poaceae. Gene Ontology annotation, biological process: protein phosphorylation. The coding region runs from base 388 to 2925 and encodes 845 amino acids. The record is from RefSeq and is a predicted model, not a curated record.